UCUACAUUACAUUUUAAAGCGUUUUAAACAAAACAAAACAGCAGUGACUCGGAUUGAGACAUGGCAAGAGUGGCCUUUGCAGGCAUGACGUUUCUAUGGUUUGUUUCUUUACUCGUUCUUAAGCCUGCAGUCUCCGGCGUCACUCACAGAAGGCUUCCGGGGAAACACGUGGCCCUCUUCGUCUUCGGCGAUUCACUAUUCGAUCCCGGUAACAACAAUUACAUUAACACCACCCCUGAAUACCAAGCCAACUUCCGUCCUUAUGGGAAGACUUUUCUACGUUUUCCCCCCGGUAGAUUCUCCGAUGGUCGUCUAAUCCCUGAUUUUAUCAGUGAAUAUGCCAAACUUCCCAUGAUUCCCCCAUAUUUAAAGCCUGGAGUUUCCAACUAUGCAUAUGGGGUGAACUUUGCGUCUGGUGGGGCUGGAGCUCUUAUUGAGAGUCACCAAGGUUUUGUGGUAGACCUUCAAACUCAACUACGGUAUUUCAAGAAAGUAAAGAAACGGUUGAAUCAAACACUAGGCCCUGAAAAAGCCAAGACGUUGAUCUCUACAGCUGUUUACUUGUUUAGCGUGGGAGGCAACGAUUACAUUUCCCGUUUUACAGCUGACUCCACCAUUUUCGACAAUCACUACAAGAAAGAAAGCGUUGGCAUGGUGUUAGGCAAUUUGACCCAAGUUCUUCAAGAAAUAUACAAUACAGGAGGAAGGAAAUUUGGGUUUGUAAAUAUCCCACCAAUGGGUUGUCUUCCAGGGAUAAAAAUGCUUAAACCAGAAAAUAAUGGUGGCUGCUAUGAUGAAGUUACAUCUAUGGCUAAACUACACAACAUACUACUUCCUAAAGUCCUAAGAAAGAUACAGACUGAACUUACAGGUUUCAAUUACACAACAUUUGAUAUUUUUACUUCUGCGAGUAAAAGAAUUGACGACCCUUUAAAAUAUGGUUUCAAAGAUGCUAGUAUGGGAUGUUGUGGCAGUGGUCCGUACAGAGGAGUUUAUAGCUGCGGUGGGAAGAGAGGAGAGACAGAGUUUGAGUUGUGUGAUAACGUUGGUGAUUACUUCUUCUUUGAUUCUAUUCAUCCAUCUGAAAAGGCAUCAAAGCAACUAUCGCAGAUGUUUUGGAGUGGGGGCCCUGAUGUCGCAUGGCCUUACAAUCUUAAACAAUUUUUUGAAUUUUAAUUAAUGGAUCUGAAGACGAUCAUUGUGCAUUCAGCUGCAUGUAUGAAGAGUUUUAGGGCAUGUUUUUCAUCAGGAAAACAUUGAGUAUAGUCAUAAAAUGAGAAUAAAAUGAUUGUUAAGUGCGUGAUGUCAUUCAGAGGGUUUAUUUUAUUUUAGGACUGUGUUAGGUUGAAUUUAAAAUUGCUUAUUAUUAUUUAAAAUAUUAAAAUAAAUAACUUUAACACUA
Humulus lupulus (European hop) is the source of this 1402-nucleotide messenger RNA. RefSeq names its product GDSL esterase/lipase 1-like. The record is from RefSeq and is a predicted model, not a curated record. The transcript is spliced from 5 exons. Gene Ontology annotation, molecular function: hydrolase activity, acting on ester bonds. Lineage: Eukaryota; Viridiplantae; Streptophyta; Magnoliopsida; Rosales; Cannabaceae. The coding region runs from base 61 to 1176 and encodes 371 amino acids.